Messenger RNA from Gymnogyps californianus (California condor), 9824 nucleotides. It is a transcript of the gene GAS7, whose product is annotated as growth arrest specific 7. Gene Ontology annotation, cellular component: actin filament; plasma membrane; cytoplasm. Gene Ontology annotation, molecular function: actin filament binding. The coding region runs from base 1 to 1431 and encodes 476 amino acids. The transcript is spliced from 15 exons. Gene Ontology annotation, biological process: neuron projection morphogenesis; actin filament polymerization. The record is from RefSeq and is a predicted model, not a curated record. Lineage: Eukaryota; Metazoa; Chordata; Aves; Accipitriformes; Cathartidae.
AUGUCGGGCUCGCGCUGCCAGACGCUGUACCCCUUCUCCGGGGAGCGGCACCGGCAGGGGCUCCGCUUCGCCGCGGGGGAGCUGAUCACGGUGCUGCAGGUGCCGGACGGCGGCUGGUGGGAAGGGCAGAAGGAGGACGGGCUGCGCGGCUGGUUCCCGGCCAGCUACGUGCAGCUCCUGGAGAAACCCAGAAAGGCAACUCCUCAGACAGGAGAAGAUACCUUGAACGGCCAUCUUCCCCCCGGCUGGCAGAGCUAUAUGUCUCCCCAGGGCCGAAGGUACUAUGUGAACACCUUCACGAAUGAAACGACCUGGGAGCGGCCAAGCAGCGUGCCUGGGACUCCAAAGAGCCCUGUGUCACAGAAGAGGUCACAGCCUCCUUCGGUGAAUGGCUACCACAUCUCUGGGACUCCGGUACACCAGCUCGACUCUGGUCAUAUGAGUCUCCGAAAAGCCAGUGGGGACCCCCAGGCCCCGGGGUCCCCGGCGGCGCCGCGGCGGCAGAGCAAGGAGAGCAGCCUGACGAUAAACUGUGUGACUUUCCCCCACCCUGACGUAAUGCCAGAGCAGCAGUUGCUGAAACCUUCGGAGUGGAGCUACUGUGAUUAUUUCUGGGCUGAUAAGAAGGAUUCACAAGGGAACAAUACAGUGUCGGGAUUUGAAAUUCUUCUUCAAAAGCAACUUAAAGGGAAACAAAUGCAGAAAGAAAUGGCAGAGUUUGUUCGAGAAAGGAUAAAGAUUGAGGAGGAAUAUGCUAAGAACCUGUCCAAACUGUCUCAGAAUUCCUUGGCUGCUCAGGAAGAAGGCACACUAGGAGAGGCUUGGGCUCAGCUAAAGAAGAGUCUAGCUGAUGAAGCAGAGGUUCAUCUCAAAUUUUCUUCUAAGCUUCAGAGCGAGGUAGAGAAACCCCUGCUCAACUUCAGAGAGAACUUUAAGAAAGACAUGAAGAAGUGUGACCACCAUAUUGCAGACUUACGGAAGCACCUGGCCAGCCGCUACGCAGCAGUUGAAAAGGCCCGGAAAGCCUUGACAGAGAGACAGAAGGAUCUGGAAAUGAAAACGCAGCAGCUAGAGGUGAAGCUCAGCAACAAGACAGAAGAGGAAAUUAAGAAGGCGAGACGGAAGUCCACUCAGGCGGGAGAUGACCUAAUGCGCUGCGUGGAUCUUUACAAUCAAGCCCAGUCCAAGUGGUUUGAGGAAAUGGUGACCACCACUCUGGAGCUUGAGAGACUAGAAGUUGAAAGGGUGGAGAUGAUUCGGCAGCAUCUUUGCCAGUAUACACAGCUGCGGCAUGAGACAGACAUGUUCAACCAAAGUACAGUAGAGCUCGUGGAUCAGUUGCUUCGGAAAGUGGAUCCUGCCAAAGACAGGGAACUGUGGGUAAAAGAACACAAAACUGGAGAUAUCCGACCUGUGGACAUGGAAAUAUAGACGGAUCUAUAGUUGUAUGUGAUGAGUCCACUGAAUUAACCAGGCUAAUGUUUGUUUUUUAAGGGUCAGAAGAGCAUAGGGAAAAGGUUGUUCCACUACCAGACACCUUGUAAUUUAUGCCUGUAUGGGCUAUCUCUGUUACAUUUAGUCAUUAAAAUGGUCCUCAUUGUGCUAAGCCUUAAGCACCAGACAUUCCAGGGUGAAGAAACCAGAUGUGUGCUUCCCACCAGAGGUUCCCAAUUGCACGCAGCUUCCCGAAGAAAUCUGCUUUCUGGUACAGAGAGAGCUCUGUUCUUCAGUGACUUUGUGCUACAUCCCUUGCAUGACUAUCUUUAUACAGUAUGUUAGAACAACCAUGCAGUGAGCCUCUGGCCAGCAAGUAGAUGACUGUUUGAACAUGAUGCAGGAGGCAAGGAAGUCCUGAUCAUGAAUCCCAGGUCUGUCACUGACUGCUUUCAUGGCCAUAGGCAAGUCAAUUAACUUUUCUGGCUCCCCCAUCUAUAAAACACACAUAUCUCACAGCAAUGUUGUGCGAAUACAUUUAUUUCAUAACACAGUUUCCCACCGUGGCAGUGAAGUGAUGGCCCUUCUCCCAAAAUCUAUGGAGAAGAUUCCCGUUCUUCCUGUUUUAUACUCCCUCUCAGGGAUACAUAAACCCAUUAUCAUCAUGAUUUCUGUUCUAGGCCAAUCAAUAAGGUUGAAAGUGUUACCAUCACUGUUAUUUAUCAGGAAGGACUUGGUUGUGCUAUACCUACCUCAUUAGCUGUCUGAGUGCCCUCAAUGACAGAAAGAGGUUAUAUACCAAGGAACAAAUGAGAUGUUCAAAACCUUUCCUGCUUAUGCAAGAUGUUUUCUCACAGAAUCUCCUUAAAGACAGUCCUCUAACAUUUUAUUUGAGAUCCAGGUUUAAAUUGCCCUUUGUUGGUUCCUUCAGGUGAAUAUCACAGCCUUUAUAUAUCUUUAAUUGCCAAGAUUGUCCAGCUAAAUUGUGGAAUUUAUCUUUUUAGAGCCUGAUUUUCAAAGGUGCCAUGAAUCUGUCAUGCUAGGUUGCAUUAAAUGUAGAUGUAGGUGCCCAGCACUUCUGCACCAUCAGAUGUUUUUCCUUUGUUACCCUUACUGCAAACUAUCAAGAAUUCAACACUGCUCUUGGCACAUAGUGUUAUGUAGUUUGGAGACUGGUUUUGAAAAGGUAUUAAUUUUCUUCUCCUGCUGUUAUUUCUGAUUGAUUAUUCAGUGUUGCUGUUAAUAUAUUUUUCAGCAUUUCAUACAAUGCUAAGAUUCUUAAGAUUCUUGCUUUAGAUCCAGCUGAAACCUUGAUUCUCACCACUGUGGCCUUUACGCCAGUGUUUACUGUGUUGUUACCUACAACUUCCCAAACCGUACUAUUUCAUUUGAUCCACAGUUAUGCUCCACUUUAUCUCAUUGUUGCCAUCCUUUUUUCCCCAGCACCAAAAUUGCAUCCUUCUUUUGUCUACUACUAUUCUAGGUUUUUGUUCACCAGCCUCAAAGUGCUGUGAUUAGAUCAUUGAGAAUUAAUAUUCCACUUUACAAAUACAAACUGAGACACAGAGAAGUCUUAUCUGAAACACAUUUUUAAUAUUGCUGCAGUGAUUAUUUUUCUGGUUUGUUAUUUCAAACUAAAUUUUCUUGCAUUUUCCUAUUGUUCCAUUUUUCUCAACCAUCUCUUUACCAGUAUAGAUUUGUUCCUGUCUUACAAAUGCCUCCACAACCACUUCUCUGCUGUGUUAUUAACCUUUAUAAACCUUUGCAUGUUGGCAGGUGCAAUGCCAUGACCACUGCAUGCUCAGGAUCACUGUUUCUGGUGUGACACCUCCCGUACUGCACUUCAAUUACUUCUGAAUUUGCAACUACUAUUUUAUUCUUGGUGUUGGAAGCAUCAAGCACACUGUUAUGUGAGUCUCUCUUACAUUCCUGCAAAGACCAUUGCAAUACAAAGGAAACAUGGUUUGCCUGAGCGUCGCAUAGUCCUUGAGCUCAGAGUACAUGCGCUUCACUGGACUCCUCUUCUGCUGCUCGAGCAGGGAAGUUUCGUGAUGAUCUCUCUUUUUCAGUCUUCCUAUUGAUUCACUCUCUGUCCUAUUAAUUUUUUUUGCAUACCAAUGUAUACUUUUCCUAUCUCUACCAUGUACUUUGGAGGACAGGCACUUUUUCUUUUUUUUUUAAUAACCACAGGUGCAGGAUGAGCUUUCAAAACUUCAAUGGCCAAAAAUAACUGGAGUACUUAAGAGCUGCAUCUCAGGGUGACCCCUGUAUUGUAAGCUGUAUUGUAAAUUAAAUUGAGCAAUCUUGAUGACACCUCACCACAUUCUUGUUUUGAUUGCAAAACCAAGCUAGUUGUGCACUUUAUACAGUAUUCUCUGUAAUAAAUAUCUGAAAUAAUCUGUUAUCAAUUACACUUUAUUUUUCCUCUUUCUUUAAAGAUGUUUGUUAUUUUAUCUAUUUUGGACUGGAAAUACUGUCCAUUAGCACAGGUUUCUCUGAGGACUGAAAUGUAUUUUGGUUCCUCUACUAAGGUGUAUUUAAGCUGCUCUCAAAUCUCAGUUGUAUUUUCUGGUAAAAUUUUUUUCCCUUUUGUUUUAUUUCCAGACAGUUUUCCUACUUCUAGUUUUUGGUCCAUUUGAAAUUUUGCAGGAAUGUGUGAGCUGCACAGAACAAUAAUUCUCUUGAUGGAGUCUGUAUCUCUUUUUCACUUCGAUAAUCUGAGGAGAGCACUUGUACCUGGCUGCUAAUCUUUACCAGGCCGAGCAAACUCUUGCACGGUGCUGCUCUGCAAUGGGUGAGAUGCUUCCUCUACAGCAAGACUUUAAUCUGUGAUCGGUGGAAGUGUUAGGGAAGUUUUGCUGUUGCUUGUAGACAGUUUCCAGCUUAUUUCCUGCAAAAGAUGAUAUUCCCUUGUGAUACAACACUGUGGACAGUGGGAUCAGUGUUACCUGGCUCAUUCACUUCUCUGGCUGAUGGAUCCUGGAUGGUGUGAUGCCUUACAAGUCAGGGAGUGCUGGAGCCCCUGUGCUUCUGAACGGACAGCAUCUUCAAAGACGGUAGUGGCGUGUUUGAAGGGAAGCAUGGACGCCUGCCCUCGUGUUCGUUCCUAACAAGGUAACUUCAGGAGUUUCAGCAUUGCUCUAUUUAUCUUCCAUUGAGUUGCAAAAAUGCAGUUGAACCCAGUCUUUCUUCAGGCCAUAGCUCAUCCUAAACAGUUUCUUCUCCAGAGCAAGAUCAAGCUUUGUGUUACAUUAAAAUAGCUAGCAUGUGAAAAGCAUGAUGAUGUUGCAAUGUAACUGAUUAAGAGGAAUAGCAAUGUAAGUCUCUUCCCUCCAUAGGUACUGAGCUUAAGGGUCAUCUGAUUUAAUCUGGCAGGUGGGCUCACACACUUGAUGCAAGUUUUUACUGUGCUCGUCACUACAGGUAUCAGUCUUUUUUUGUUGAGUGGCAAGGCUGUCCUACAUCUUCAUAUGGCUCUGUGGUCACAGAGCAGAAGGUGAGCUUUCGAUUAGUACUGUUUGCUUUCACCUGAAGAGGUACAAUUAGUGGGAAUUUGCCUCUGGUUCUUAUCUGGUAGCUUUGCUUGCCCAGGUCUUUGUUGAAGCUGCCUGUGUUUCGGGAGUCCUGCCGCUGCUGCGGAGCUCCCUCUUUGUCUAAGCGAUGCUGUCACAUACUUGUCUCGUGUUGUCAAGCCUCUAGCUGCCUGGCGAUCUCUGCUUCAGCCAGAGCCUUUUGGCCCCUGUCUGAGCUCAAGGGCUUCAUGAAUUCCUGUGGCUUUGAAUCCGUUGGGUGUCCUGACUCUGGUGCCAGAGCUGGUGAGGUGCUUACCAGCUGUAACAUCAGCUACCGUACAGAAUGAGAACAUUUUAUUCAUCAUGCAUACCAGCCCACCUAUGUCUUCAAAGCCAUCUUCUGGCACAGUUUACUCAAUAGAGAGUCCUUGUUGGAAGUCUUUCUCUAAGGUAUUCUUUCAGCUUAUUUCCUAACAGAACUCAUUCUGGAUCCAGUGCUGUUGGCUGAUUCCUGUUGGAGUUAAUGAGCUGAAAGUGAUGAGUCCUUUACCAUGUGGGCCAAGUGCACUCUUCUCCCAUCACUGGCAAGAUUCCAGUUGCUUUCAUAGAGCAACAUCCAAAAAGGCCUAAUUCUCAGAUUUCCAAUCUGCUCCAGAUUCACUCAUGUCUGUAACUUACAUUUGUUCAUCACUUCUAUGUGUUUAACAUCUUUUGAAAGACUUCAGUUGUUCCCUUAUAGGAAUGUUAUUUCAUUAUUUGACACUGGGAUCUUUAGAGAUAGUUGUAAUUGUUUUUUAAAUGUUAAAAUAUUGUAACAGCAGUGAAAGUCAUAUGGAAAUCCCUGUUAUGUUUCUAUUUUUCCCCCUCUGCAGCCCUGCCUGAGCUGCUGUGGGGUACCUGUGCUCCCCCUCGUGUUGCACAGUUAGAGUAAACACUGAAAUCGUUCUUCCUUUCGUGCAUAACAGGCAGCGUGCAAACUUGUGCUCUGGUUCUCUUUACCCCUUAUGCAUCUGUGCAGUUUCAUGUUGCAGAAUUCGUGUCUUUUUGUUUAACUGACAGCCCCAUGCUGUAAUGUCAGUGUGUGUAUUUUUUUGGUGUUUUUUGUUUGUUUGUUUGUUUGUUUCUAAUAGGAAUUUUCUGUAAAGCACUCACAGGAAACUUUUACAUGCUCAGUAGCGUAAUUUCUCAGACCUUCUCAGAACCUCUUUAAAUUUGUCCCUGUUUUUAAUGUCAUUAUUUAAAUAUUUGCUGCAAGUUAGACUCUUUAUGUAGAAAUGUGCACUCUUCUUUUCACCUGCUCUUUGGAAGUGCUCGGCACUCGGAGAUUUCUUGGAACACAACAGGAAGCAUGUAGGUGAUAAGAGACUUUGAAAAUCAGGCUAAUAGAAAUGCACAAGCCUCUUUUUUCCUUAGUCGUUGAGUACAUGUGUAAGGUAAACAUUAAGAAAUGAGAACCUCAAAUACUUAAUGUGUAAGACCUAGCUGCUGUAUGUGCAGUUCCCAGCAGCUCCACGAGUGACCCUGUGUCAGGCUCUGGUAGGAGUGCAGCUCUAGAGCACAGGCCUACAGCUCACCUUCUGAAGCAGCUGUAGAAACCCAAAUCCAAAAUUAAGUGAAAAAGUAGCUCUGCCCAUCUAUUUCUUCAGUCACACACAGGGAGAAAAAGAGCACUGCUUACCCAGGUGGGUCCUUCGCUAUCAAGCACCUUAAGAAAUCAGACCAGCACCUUGAAGGUCCCCCUGGAAUGAGUAGAUGUGACUUCUUGGUGUGAUCAAUUGUUUCCUUCUAAAUUGAAAACAUAUUUGCUAUUUUAUAGUAGCUAGUGUGCUCUUCUGCACUAGUGCAGCCUGCUGGGUCUGUUCCCAGAGAUGACAGUCACAGUCUGGUGUCCUGGAGACAGUCCUGGUCACCCUUACAUUUCCUCUUUGGGAGAACUAGGUCUUCGAAAGACAGUGUCAAAAAGGCAUUUUUCAAAAUAAUGAGCCUUCCUGGUCACAGACCUUUCUGGAAAGUCUGUAAGCUUUUUGCUACCCAGCAUGUGUUGAAAUAGGAGAAUGAGGUCCCAGAGGUUGCCGAAGCGUUGCUGUGAAUGGUUUUUGCUGCGUGGGCAUUCCUCCUGUACUCGUGCAGUGGUAGGGAACGGCUGACGGGCGUCCUUCUUUGCACAGCAGAGGUGUCUUGGCAUUUUACCAGAGGAGCCUGCUGGUCCCAUUUAAGUUAACCAGGUGGGCAAUAGUCACAGGCAGAUUCAAAUUAAAAACAGACACAUAGGGCAGGAAAAUAUUUAGCUGCCCCAGUGGCAUCUGAGCCUCUCAACAUGAGGCACUCGUCUCCCUCAGACCCUGACGGGUCCAGUAACAGGCUCAUCACUCUUCAAAUUCUGCAUAGCACGUGAAAGUCAGUGAUGAAACAUUCCUUUGUAUCUAUUGCUUGAUACAGGGCUCUCCAACUAGCACCUGGUUGUGCCAGUGGGAGACCGGUAUGUGGCAACGCCACACUGGUGACUACAGAAUGGUUUUUGGCACUUGGCAGCGCUGUGACGUCCUGCGCCCUUGCACUGAACUGACAGUAAGUCAGGCGGAGACGUGUCAAGCCUGGCAUGCAGGUAUUCUCCAGGAGCUUGGAGCACACAGUCUUUCUGUUGCAUAAUGGUGAUGACGUCUUUCCCAUUAGCAAAUCCUUGUCUUUCCUGAGAGGCACUAUUGUAUAAAUAAUACUCAUUACUUUGUCUUAUAGUAGAUCUUAUUCAUAUAAAUGUGCAUCUUUCAAUUCUUAUUUUUUCCUCUUCAUUGUUACUGUAGCCAACCCUCCAUCACUGAGAUACACCAGUUUUCAGGAUCUUUUCUUUAAUUUUGAAUUUUCAUAGAACGUCUCUGUUGCUUUAAUGUGCUGACCAAACUUCAUGCUUUUGGAUAUUUUCUGACAGUGAUAAGUGCAUGCUUUUUGGUUUUUGUUUUGGAUUUUUCUUAUCAGCCACCAGGUUUUAAAGUGCAAUGACUCCUUUUUGUGCUAUUCAGAAUUUAUUUUUUCUUCCUGGGCAUUUUUUCUGAAGGGACCAACACAUAGCACAAUUUGACUUAAAUUUCUAAUCUCAUACGUUCCUCAAGGCAGAAACCUUUUGUGCCUAAUGAUGCAUCUGAUUCUAAGAAUUCUACAUAGAUAAAAUCUUUCAUAGAUCAAGAAAAAAUAAGUCUUAGGUUAACAGCAUAAUCAUUACAGAAAAAAUAUAUAAAUUUGAAAUAUUCAAAUUUAAUUCCCUCAACUUACAUUAAGUUGAACUAUUUCAGGUGCGUUGUAAGAGUCAAACUCAGUGGAUAUUCAGAACAAAAGCUUUUCAGCUGCUGUAUUCAGGUUCAGUGAGUGGACAAGACUAUAAUUUUGAAUAUAUGCAGUCUUUCAGGGCUCCUGAUUUAACAAGUAACUGAGUAAUGGCUUGUAUCCCAACCCUACUAAAAUUCUGCUAGUAGUUCCCCUUGAAGUGCCUCUUUAAAUUGUAUCUGCUACAAGCAUGUAAAAUACACAGAUUCACCCUACAAAUUUCCAAAACUCAGGAGCAGCCAGAAUGCACGGAUCUGUGCAGGAUUCUCAACCCUCCUUCCUUGCUCUGCACUGUGCACUCUUUUAGGACAUCCACAUAUCCAGUAGACCUGCCUUUGUCUCACUGAUCAUUUACUGUCCAGCACAGUCAUCCUAAAUUCUCAAUGCUGAAAAUGGAGUAGGAAAUGUUAGACUUAAAAGCAACGGCAUUGAAGGAGCAUUGCUAACCUCAUCUUCUGCCACAUCCUUCAGUAUAGAGGUCUCAGUAGAAUAAGCAGGGAAUUCUGCAUAAAAAUAGUUGAGUAAGUGGCGUUCGGGGCCUAAGUAGGCCUUUAUUGAGUAAAAUAAAAAAACCUGACUUUUUUUAAAGCAGUUGCUGAGAAGAAAUUUUCUGGUACUGGAAGUCUAAAGCUGAGUAGUGAUUUCGGGGAUCUCACAUCUGCAUGACAUGACAAUCUUAGUCAUUUGAAUUUGGGAACGCUUCACCUGAAAUCCUUUGUUCCUUUGGAGUUUUUUGAUGUGAUGGCUGAGAUUUUCAGAAUAGCCUAAGGAAUUUGGAUGUCCAUUUACGGCUCUUUUACUCCAGCAGGUCAAAAACACUUUAGGGACAGCAACCUCUAUCCAUUAUGAAAAAAGCAGGUACUAGUAUAUAGGACAAAUAUUUUCUUCUCCUCCUUAGAUGGUUUCCUUUCUUUUGGCAGCCCAAGACAGUGUGAAAAAUCCACCAGUUUUGCAGACAUUCUGACAGCAGGGAUUCAAUGGUGGGCCAGAUCACCAGUCAUACACUGAAACAGAGUUUUCUACUAAAAUAAAGUUGCUUAUUUGGUCCUUUUUGUGUAACUUUUGCUAAAUACUUCUAAAUCUAUAGGAAAGUUGUCUUUUGCCAGUACUAAUGACUUGUUUUUAAAGAUGUUUAACCAAAAUUUUAUAACUUUCCGUAAAUUUUGGCUGAAUAGACCCCUUAAAUAGUUUAUGUAUCAUGCAGCCUCUGUCUGGGUAACUAGUAAAUCUUGGAUCAUUGUGCAAAUUAUAGGAUGGCUUUUCUUCCAUAAGGAUACAUGAAGGAAUCACUUACUGAACUUAAGAAGCUGAAUGCAGAAAAGAUUUAAGGGGCAGAUCUUCAGCUCGGGUAAAAUGGCAGAGUUCGGUGGAAGCUACUUUAUGUCAGCUGUGGAUCUUGUCCUUCAGUGUUGAAGGCAUUUCCUAUACAUAAUUUUUCUGUCUUACUGUAAAACAAUUUCAUAUGGUUAAACUGUAUUUUCCUAUAUUGUUCUGCAAGUUUAUAUGCACCACAGUGCUCAUCUCAUCUCCUGUAAAAUAAACUGUACAGAGACACAUUGA